Molecule: messenger RNA, 677 nt
Organism: Capsella rubella
Lineage: Eukaryota; Viridiplantae; Streptophyta; Magnoliopsida; Brassicales; Brassicaceae
Exons: 2
Coding region: 80-478 (132 amino acids)
Source: RefSeq, a predicted model, not a curated record
AAUAACAAUCUAAAUCAUAUAGAGAAAAUAAAAUUAGUUUUUUUUUUCUUUUCUUCGUUUUAGAAACAAUAAUAAUAAUAUGUUGAUUGGGAAUCGACCACGGCCUCAAAUGCAGAGAACAACAAGCAUAACGAGGAUCACCGUCGAGGUUGAUGAUGAUGAUCAGACCGCCGGCCAAGACUCUGACGUAGCUAUGACGGUUGUAGACGCCGGAGAUAAUUACGACCGGAGGUUCUUGGGGAUGUUCUCGCCGCCAAAUCACCGGAGGAACAAGAGACAAGACGGUGGGAGAUCAUCAUCACCGUCGUCGUCUUUUCUUGGAAACUGCGGCUUUUGCAAACACCGUUUAGCUCCGGGUCGUGAUAUUUACAUGUACAAAGGGGACGCAGCGUUUUGUAGCAUAGAAUGCAGAGAACAGCAAAUGGAGCACGACGAAGGCGAAACAAGAAACCGCGUCGUACUCUCACCAUCUAAAUAAAUAUAUAUAUAUAUAUAUAUAUUUUUGUAUGCAUGCCUCUCAAAUUUGCUACUACUCCCCUACUACUAUUAAGUUUGUGUUCGUCUGUUUUAACUUGAGAUUAUUGUUGCUUAAUUAAUCAGUAAUUAGUAUCAUUAUGUCAAUUAAUCCUCUUUGUAAUGAAACUAUCGUUCCUGUGUGUUUUUAUUUAUAAAAAAAA